Phanerochaete carnosa HHB-10118-sp is the source of this 1749-nucleotide messenger RNA. RefSeq lists its product as uncharacterized. Lineage: Eukaryota; Fungi; Basidiomycota; Agaricomycetes; Polyporales; Phanerochaetaceae. Gene Ontology annotation, cellular component: membrane. Bases 1 to 1749 code for a protein of 582 amino acids. Gene Ontology annotation, molecular function: L-amino acid transmembrane transporter activity. The record is from RefSeq and is a predicted model, not a curated record. Gene Ontology annotation, biological process: amino acid transmembrane transport. The transcript has 14 exons.
AUGAGUAGCUCACCACUGCACGAUGUUCUACGAUCGCCACGACGUCCGGAAGCCCACGACUACGACGCCUACGAACGCACCUCGCAGGACUCGGAGGAUUCACUUCGCGCAUUAGAGCUCUCUGAGGGCCCGCUGCUCGCAGAAUCGCCGCAGACGCACCGCGCACGCUCAUACUCUGUAUCCGGCUUCGACUUCCAGAGUGACCUGUUGCCUCUGACCGCAAGCUUUAGUGAGCCCGACGACGUACGCGUAGAGGCAAAGGAGAAGCACAUCGGCCUCCUGAAUGGAAUUGCGUUGUGUGUGGGCUUGCAGGUAUGGUCCCGCCUCAGCUCAUCCCCAGGAGUGGUGGUAGCCAACACGCACAGCGUGGGGGCAAGUUUAAUAGUAUGGCUUACCUCUGGAUUAUUAGCGUGGACGGGGGCCAGUAGCUUCGCGGAGCUCGGCUCAUCAAUACCGGUGAAUGGAGGGGCGCAGGCGUACCUCCAAUAUGCGUACGGGCCCCUCGUAUCAUAUCUUUUCGCAUGGACGGCAAUAUCUGCAUUGAAACCUGGCAGCAAUGCAGUUAUAAGUCUCAUCUUCGCCGAAUAUCUGAACCGGCUAUUUUACCACAGCACGGGUUCAGGCAUCUCGUCCGAUGCUCUUCCACAAUGGUCCAUCAUACUCACAGCUGUAGCUGCUGUCCUCAUUGUCAGCGUCAUAUGCGUGGCUACACCAACUUUGGGAACGAGGGCAGCUGUGGUCUUCAUGACAGUAAAGCUAGCCGUCACAAUCAUUGGUAUAGUACAACUCGCGGGAGGACACUCGUCUAGCUCGUUCACGACAGACAUAUUCGCGGGAUCGAGCAAGAGUCCAUCGGAGUAUGCACUCGCCCUCUACUCUGGACUCUGGGCCUACGAUGGCUGGGACCAAGCCAACUAUGUCGGUGGCGAGAUGAAGAACGCUACUAAGAAUAUUCCUCGGGCGAUCCAUGCGAGCAUGGGUGUUGUUACUAUAUUGUUUGUGCUAGCAAAUGUAGCGUACUUUGUGGUACUAGACAAGACGACCGUGGGCAUGAGCAACACCGUUGCGCUCGACUUCGGGCAUGCAGUGUUUGGCCGCGUUGGAGGGAUAGUUUUUGCCGUGAUGGUCGCGUUCUCUUGCUUCGGUGCACUCAAUGGCAUGCCUUUUUCUCCAUGUCUAGGUUCAUUCUUCACCUCAGCGAGGCUGAUCUACGUUGCCGGAAAAGAGGGCUACCUUCCCGCGCUGUUCGGUCGCCAUAAUACGACCCUGCGGACACCGCUAAAUGCAAUGUGCCUGCAGGCUGCGCUCACGAUUAUGUUCAUAGUCUUCGGUGGUGGUUUUAGAUCGCUUAUCAACUUCGCGGUCGUGGCUUCCUGGGCAUUCUAUUUUCUUACCGUCUUGGGACUUGUAAUCCUGCGGAUCAAAGAGCCUUUACUGGAGCGCCCGUACAAAACGUGGAUAACGACGCCUUUGAUAUUCUGCGCUGUCUGUCUGUUCCUGCUGUGCAUGCCUAUUAUUGCUGCGCCGCUAGAGGCCAUGGCUGUCCUCGGCUUCGUCCUUGUCGGCAUACCUAUCUAUUACCUGACACAGCGGGAACUUUAUCCGAAAAUUAAGUCACCUGGUCUAGCUUAUAUCCAGGACUGUAUUGCUAAGAUACGCGGCAGGCCCUCGCCAGGCGGAGGGUGGCAGGCUGUCGCAACGGAGGGAGACGAACAUUUAGAGAUGUCAGAGCAGCAUCCUCGACGAUAG